This is a messenger RNA of Parnassius mnemosyne (clouded apollo), 207 nucleotides long. The record is from the annotation of a GenBank genome assembly. Lineage: Eukaryota; Metazoa; Arthropoda; Insecta; Lepidoptera; Papilionidae.
AUGUCGCAAAAUACUGCGCGUUAUAGAGAAGUCCUCUGCGACUUCAUGAAUAUUUAUAGAAAUGAGCAAUGUUUGUGGCAAAUAAAAAAUAAAUUGUACCACAGCAGAGACAAGAGAAAUGCGGCUCUAGAUAAACUAGUUGCGAAGUACAAAGAAGUGGAAGAAAGCGCAGACCGUGAAACGGUUUUAAAAAAAUUAAUUCGUUGA